GAAGUGUGAACUCUUUCAACAUGGCUGCUGUUGGCAAAAAGAGUCGACUUUAUCCCACACACUUCCAGAAUGUGAUUACAACACUCUCAGAUGCCAGACAAGCCAACAUGCUCCACAAACCCCAAAAAUCCUGCCUUAUCGUGACGGAUUCAAGAUGUUAAAUCCGGGUUGGCAGCUGAACUUCAGGGCAUCAUGGUCAAUGUGACGCCCAGUAUAGACCCAGCGGCCGCCUACGAGAGGUACAACUACCUCGCGUUGAUAUGUGGCGUGCCUCUCAUCCUCAUCAUCAUCUUGGGGAAUGUGCUUGUGUGCCUCAGUGUGUUUACUGAACGCUCCCUCAAAACCGCAACUAACUACUUCAUCGUCAGUUUGGCUGUGGCUGACCUCCUGCUGGCCGUGCUGGUCCUCCCGCUCUAUGUCUACUCUGAGUUCCUGGGAGGCAUGUGGACUCUGAGUAUGUACAUCUGUGAUGCCCUAAUGACUAUGGAUGUAAUGCUCUGCACUGCUUCCAUUUUGAAUCUAUGUGCAAUUAGUGUGGACAGGUACAUUGCAGUAGUGGUCCCUCUGAAGUACAACAGGAACCAGUUUAGUGUUCGUCAGCUAGUCUUGAUCACAGCAACCUGGGUGCUAUCCCUGGGUGUAGCCAGUCCUGUCAUAUUCGGUUUGAACCAGGUGCCAAACAGGAACCCUCAUGUGUGUAAGCUGGAGGACAACCAGUUUGUGAUCUACUCCUCCAUCUGCUCCUUCUUUGUCCCCUGCCCUGUCAUGCUUUUCCUGUACUACUGGAUGUUCAGGGGUCUAAAGAGAUGGAGCUCUGGCCGUAGCAGAUCACACCUCCACCGGCCACCCAGAGGGCGUAGGAGCCUGUCUUUGCGACUAGGAGCAGCUCUACAGAAAGAGAAGGGACAGGCAAGGGAGAAAGUAGUGUACCUCAUGCCUGCAGGUCUUAGUCCGACAUCUCUCACCGCUACCCCAACUACUCCAAUCUCCCCAGCCAGCCCGGUAACCCUUACCACAGAUGAGCUGGCAGAAGGUCAGAUGCCGGCAGCAGAGAGUGACCCCAUGACCAACCAGAUGGACAGUGUAUCGGACGCAGAGAACCCUGAGCGGGCCACUGAGGAUGAGAGCGGCCGGGAGAAUGGUGUGGGGAAGAACCAUCGGCCACAUACGGGACGAUGCCACAGCAAGAGCAACAGGGUGAGCGGACGGGAGCGGAAGGCGAUGAAGGUGCUGCCAGUGGUUGUGGGUGUUUUUCUGGCCUGCUGGACUCCUUUCUUCGUGGUCCAUGUGACUAAGGCACUGUGUGAGUCAUGUGACAUCGGGCCGAUGCUGAUCAGUGUGGUCACGUGGCUUGGAUAUGUGAACAGUGCUGUCAACCCUAUCAUCUACACUGCCUUCAAUGUGGAGUUCAGAAAAGUCUUUCACAAACUGCUUUGCUGUCGCUCAUGAGGCCAAAUGCUCUAUUUAGCAAAAAUCUUAAUUGAUAAUGAAUCACUGAAUAAUUCAACAAAUAAUCAUAAAAAAACACCUUCAAAAUCUGAGCACACAAUGGUCUUGGAAUUGUCUAAAGAAAUUAAACAAUAAAAAACAACAGAUUACUGAAAGCAAUGAUGGACACAAACAGCACAGUGGAGUGUACCAUUGAGGAAAACUUCUGAUGCCUUUGUUAAGUGAACAUUUUCUUGUAAAAUUAUUGCUUGAAUGCUACAGUAUAUAACAAAAUACUGUUAAUUGCAUAGCCCAGAGGCAUAAAAUAUGUGAA
Messenger RNA from Carassius auratus (goldfish), 1762 nucleotides. RefSeq names its product D(4) dopamine receptor-like. The record is from RefSeq and is a predicted model, not a curated record. The transcript has 5 exons. The coding region runs from base 193 to 1449 and encodes 418 amino acids. NCBI's taxonomy places the organism in Eukaryota, Metazoa, Chordata, Actinopteri, Cypriniformes, Cyprinidae. Gene Ontology annotation, biological process: phospholipase C-activating dopamine receptor signaling pathway; negative regulation of adenylate cyclase activity; adenylate cyclase-inhibiting dopamine receptor signaling pathway. Gene Ontology annotation, cellular component: plasma membrane. Gene Ontology annotation, molecular function: dopamine neurotransmitter receptor activity, coupled via Gi/Go; G protein-coupled receptor activity.